AUGGUUUCCAAGCCCUGGUCACUAAAUGAGGAGGAGCAGAAAGGGGUUGGGAGAUUUUCUGGAGGGGAAUCAGGGGAAGAGGAACUUUAUGGCACUGACCCUACUCAAGAUUACUACCAGGAGCAAAAGAUCUCUUCUUCGGCAAAGAGGCUUUACUGCACUUUGAAGAAAUGUGUCAGGAAGGCGCCUAAUAAGUUUUCCAUCCGGAGCAGCGCUCCUAGUGACUACUCAAGUUUGAGCGAUUCUCAGCUGCUCUUCGGCUCCCAGUUCUGCCUGGAGAAUGUGCAGUCGGCAGCGGCGCCGCUGGAGCUGGGCACACAAGUGGGACAGCACAACUCCCAGGACAGCGAGCCCAGUAUUUUUACCAAAUACCAGACAAAACCACAGUUAUUUGAUGAAGAUACAAAAGAAAAAGGUUUGCUUAAUUUUGGUGCAGGAAGAGUGAAAAGUGUCUUGGAAAAUUUUGAAGUGAAUAAGAACAAAAUAAAGGACAAAUAUGAUCGUGAGGUUUUAAGCACCUUUAUUUCCAGUAUCAAAGACAGGCUUCAAGGGCUGCAAGCAUGCUUGGACAAGUUUGGAGAAAUGUUUGAUUCAAGAAACAAAUCCAUUUUGGUUUACCUGGAAACCAUUUCCAAGACACUGCAAGAUGCUCUUCAAAGUCACUGUGGCUCGGUGCUGAAAGCUCUGACAGAUAAAAGCCAAAUGGAGCAGGCACUGCUGGAGAUGGAGAGGAGACUUGCAGCCAAAGACGUGGAACUUUUGGAUGUGAAAUCCAGUGUCCAGCUGCUGAAGGAGGGUCUGGAGUCGCUGCCAGCUCAGCUGAGUGAUCAGCACCUGAAGCUGUGUGAAGAACUAGGCUUCCUGAAGCUCCCUAAUGCCUUAGCUGAGCUGCACACGCUCAUUUCCAGCGCCAGACUCCCUCCUCACAUGGCAGAUAACUCUUCCCAGACCUCCCCUGGCCCAUGUGCUCCUCUGGGUGAGGAGAACGUGUGCUGGCCGUGCUGCCGGGGCAGGGGGGGUUGCAGCUCCUCGGGUCGGUCUCAGCCCCCCUGCAUGGCAGUGGGGGAGCAGCACAGAGACUCCCCUGUGAGGAACCAGGUGGCUGGGGAUGACAGCACAUCUCCAGGUGACCUAAACACAGCUUCAGGAGGGAAAGUCAGCCCCAUUGCUACAGCGGUGUGUGGCAGAGAAAACACUUCUUUGCAGGAGGUGAAAUAUGGUUUGGAAACAGAGAGCUGUGCUAAGCAUCUUUGCAUAUGCUGCACUAACAGCCAUUUUUUGGGGAGCAGUCAGAAGAAACACUGUCCUGUACCACAGGAGGUGCCUCUACCAACUCCACGGAGGAAGGCAGUCAGGAGAGGCACCAGAGGAUUUGAACCCAUGACACCGUCACAACAGAGGCAGCCUCAAGUUUGCCACCUUUCUGUACAAAAAGAUAUGCCUGGGCGAAGAAAUAAUAACUGGGCUGCCGACCGUGAGGUGGAGAACGCAGCUGUAGGGAGCAAAGCGAAACAGAGGCCUGGAAGGAUCCCCUGGAAUAAAGCAAUGGGGAGGAAGAAAACAUGCCCUGUUAUGAGAAAAGGCGAGCUCUCUCGAUGUGCCGAUGGCGGGCUGAAGCAAAGGAAGGCAAAUGGGAUUAUUGAGUUGGAAAGCUCCAGAAAAAAUUGCUUUCCCAGAUACACGGUUGCUCUCCAUUUGGGAAGCUCUGACCCAGUUUCUGCAGCCUCCAAUCAGCAGAUCCAGCCAAGGCUUACAAAGAAUUUCCCGCCAGUGCCAUGCUCCAAUAAAAGCCUGCAACAACUUGCAGACAAAAGAAAGAGAAGUUUGGAAAUUAAAAGAAGAGCGAAUGUUUCCAGUGUAAAAAGGAAUCUCUUGGAUUCCUCUCCCCAGGAGAAUAUAUUUUCCCUGUGUAGCACAGCAGGUGAAAAGCAGAUGAGCUGCUCCACUUUCCAAAGCCCUGCAGCCUCCAAGAAACCACAUUCUGUCAAUUCACUGGCUGAGCAGAAUACAGCCUGUUGCUCUUUAGUUUUUGAUAGUGAUUAUUCUGAUUGAGGGGGUUCGUUUUGUGUUCAGCAUCCUCGGCACAGGCUUGGCUGUCUCGGUCGCAGUUUAGGUGUGUUACCCACUCAGUCAGAGACAAGGCUCACGCCUGGAUGUUUGAAAGUGUUACUGCCACUUUGAUAUAUUGUGAGGGACUACAGGAGCUCUGAGGGGAAGCUCUCCCCUAGCUUGGAAGGCUGAUGGGAUCUGUAAACUUUUCAACUAGAUAGUUGUAAUAAUAUCUCUGUGGCCAGAGGCUUUGCUCUGUUUCUCACUUGUAGUCUCUGUGUUGGUUUGUAUGUCUAAAAGUUCAGCUUUUUAGCUCCCUAGGCAGUAGGAGUGCUGUUCUGGCUGAUUUUGGUAAGAUUCAGUUUUGUCCCAGGAGUUGUUCGUGACCUUUGGACAGGGACAAGUUUAGCUGAGGAAAACCAAAUCCCAACAUCUCAGGUUCAUCGGCUAUUGCAUUCCUUCUCCUUUUAGGCUGAAAUUUCUUGGCUUCAGAAAAUUCAGGAAAUCAUUUAGUUUCUACUUUAUUUGUAUCUCUUGGCUAAGCAAAGAAUUCUCCAAUGCACGCUUUUCAAGAGCAGUGGUUCUCAAACAGAAGCCAAAAGAUGUGACAUUCAGAUUCAGCAGAUGAAGUCACUGGUCACUUCUUGUCUGUCAGGAACCUGCACCUCUCUGGUAAGGAGUCGCUCCAAAAUGUUCAAGUCAGAAAGGACCAGCCUGCUCACCUAACCUGGCAUACACAGCACCAAGAUUGCUGGGCAGCCCCGGCUCCCGCAGAGCAACGCUUUCCAGGGUACCAGCUCAGACUAUCGGCAGCUUUCACUGCUUCAGACAUUUCUAUCACGUUUCAUUUUUGAUCCGAGAUGUUACUGGCAAAAGCAGCACUGAGGUGUUGACAAAACAGAUCUAUUGCCACGAAUACAACCAGUCCAGCUUUGUCGUCCCAAGGGGGAAGACUGGGAUCCCUUUUUCCUGGCUUUAAUAAACUCAUUGUGUCUUCACC
This is a messenger RNA of Grus americana (Whooping crane), 3049 nucleotides long. RefSeq names its product interactor of HORMAD1 1 (gene IHO1). Gene Ontology annotation, biological process: homologous chromosome pairing at meiosis; DNA recombination; meiotic DNA double-strand break formation. The record is from RefSeq and is a predicted model, not a curated record. The transcript is spliced from 8 exons. NCBI's taxonomy places the organism in Eukaryota, Metazoa, Chordata, Aves, Gruiformes, Gruidae. Gene Ontology annotation, cellular component: condensed nuclear chromosome. The coding region runs from base 1 to 2052 and encodes 683 amino acids.